AUGAGUGAGGGGAUGUUAUCUAAGUCGAGCCUGCUACUGUUGAUAUACGAAAUUAUAAAGGUGAAUAAUGAGAUAUUGCAGAAAAGUGAGUUAGAAUUGAGCAGCGAUGUUUCUGACGAUGACAACGUUGGGGGGGGGUCAACAGAGAAGAGGUUACCCUACGGUGAGGAGGAGGUGUCAGGAAGUCCCCCUCUGCAGGAGGGUAAUAUUAGCGGAGGGGUUCGCGACGAUGCGGUUCGCGAUGAUGCGGUUUGCGACGAUGCGGUUCGCAACGAUGCAGUUUGCGAUGGUGCGAAUGGAAACCUGCUAGGAGAUCGCACCGCCUCCCCCAACGCGAAUAAGCCAAGCGGAACAGGCAAGGACAGCCCCACGCACCCACCACGCAGCGCCGAGGAAAAAAAGCUAGCCAGUAUUUUAUCUAGCAAAUUAAAGGGCAUGGGAAAAGACAUCGGCAGGAAGCUCAUCGAGAGAGUACUCAUUUACAAAAACGACUUUAAUGACCUUAAGGACAUUGCCAAACUGAUCGGAAGAGACGUGUGGGUAAUUCUGUUCAAUAAAAAUGUAGAUAAAAUACAGACUUACAAAAAAGGGGUGUAUGUACUUAUCGACAACGACAUAGGCACUUACCUAAACCAUUUGCUUCUCGACAAUGACACGAACCAAAAGUCCAACUUUACUCACUACGUGCUGGUGCUAAUACUUGGCAUCAUUAAAGGCAUUCUGAAGCGGUUCCGCAUGAAGGGUUCCGUCACCUACACCCUGGAUUACCCCACGUGUACGGCCAUGGAAAAAGAAAGAAAAAAAAAAAAAAAAGGAAACGCAAAGGAACGGAACGGAAAGGAGAAAGAGAGCCCCGCUAACGUGUGA
This is a messenger RNA of Plasmodium cynomolgi strain B, 867 nucleotides long. RefSeq names its product transport protein particle (TRAPP) component Bet3. Gene Ontology annotation, cellular component: trans-Golgi network; cis-Golgi network; TRAPP complex. Gene Ontology annotation, biological process: endoplasmic reticulum to Golgi vesicle-mediated transport; regulation of GTPase activity. The record is from RefSeq and is a predicted model, not a curated record. NCBI's taxonomy places the organism in Eukaryota, Apicomplexa, Aconoidasida, Haemosporida, Plasmodiidae. Bases 1 to 867 code for a protein of 288 amino acids. The transcript has a single exon.